Messenger RNA from Acanthochromis polyacanthus (spiny chromis), 4999 nucleotides. RefSeq names its product proton myo-inositol cotransporter. The record is from RefSeq and is a predicted model, not a curated record. Gene Ontology annotation, cellular component: membrane. Gene Ontology annotation, biological process: transmembrane transport. Gene Ontology annotation, molecular function: myo-inositol:proton symporter activity. Bases 312 to 2300 code for a protein of 662 amino acids. The transcript has 10 exons. NCBI's taxonomy places the organism in Eukaryota, Metazoa, Chordata, Actinopteri, Pomacentridae.
GAUGCCCUUCUCUCUCUUCACUCGCACGCUUCCAAAACAUUUCCUUGCGUCAUGCCGACGCUGGUGGUGACGAGCUGCUCCACUACACUCCUCCUCUCGUAGCUUUUUCCUCUCCACUCUCCUCCAACUCUCCCAUCAGGACCAACAGGCAUGUGAAGCGCUCCUAAACGCGCACAAAAGGGCUGGAGAGCAACUUUCCCCCCCGCCCCUCUGAAAGUGGCUCCACGAUUGAAAGAGGGUAACUUAGUUGAGUGUUUUCUCACUUGGAAGAACAGAACUCCAGCAGCCCUGUCCGGUGUUGUGUUUCCCAUAUGUCGCGAAAGCAGCUCGACCAUGACUACAACCUCCGUAGUAUGAGCAACCUGAUGGGCGAGAGGUGGAAGAAAGUGAACGAUGGAGGCGAGCGGAGUCUCAUCAAAGCUCCAUCCAGCGCCAGCAUCAGCAGCCAGGGCGCAUCGGCUGGAUCCUCCACCGCCGGAGCUCCCGCAGCAGCAGCAGCAGCAGCAGCAUCCUCAGCGGCAGCAUCCACCUCCUCCACCGGCGACCUGGAGAGGGCUGCCCGCAAGCAGUUCCAGCAGGAUGUCACGCCCGGAUUCGUCUACGUCCUGGCCGUGUUCUCCGCCCUGGGGGGCUUUCUGUUCGGCUACGACACCGGGGUGAUCUCCGGGGCGAUGCUCCUGCUGAAGAGGGAGCUGGAGCUGAGCGCGCUGUGGCAGGAGCUGCUCAUAUCAAGUACUGUGGCCGCGGCCGCCCUCUCCGCGCUGCUGGGCGGCUUCCUCAACGGGCUGUUCGGGCGCAGGGUGUGCAUCCUGCUCGCCAGCUUCUUCUUCACCGUCGGCGGGAUCGUGCUGAGCGCCGCGCCCGGGAAAGAGGUGCUGCUGGCGGGGAGGAUCGUCGUUGGAGUGGGGCUUGGUAUUGCCUCCAUGACGGUGCCAGUGUACAUCGCAGAGGCCUCUCCCCCACACCUCAGAGGUCAGCUGGUCACCGUCAACACCCUCUUCAUCACCGGGGGACAGUUCACCGCCAGCCUCAUCGACGGCGCCUUCAGCUACCUGCAGCGCGACGGCUGGAGGUACAUGUUGGGUCUGUCGGUGCUUCCCGCUGUGCUCCAGUUCAUGGGAUUCCUCUUCCUGCCUGAGAGCCCUCGCUGGUUGAUCCAGCGCGGUUUGACCCAGAAGGCCCGCCGAGUGCUCAGUCAGAUCAGAGGCAACCAGAACAUAGACGAGGAGUACGACAGCAUCAAGAACAGCAUCGAGGAGGAGGAGAAGGACAGCGGAGGAGAUGGCCCAGUGAUCUGGCGGAUGCUGACCUACCCCGCGACUCGUCGAGCCCUCCUGGUGGGCUGCGGUCUUCAGAUGUUCCAGCAGCUUUCAGGAAUCAACACGGUCAUGUACUACAGCGCCACCAUCCUGCAGAUGUCAGGAGUACGGGAUGACAGACUGGCAAUCUGGCUGGCCGGACUCACCACCCUCACCAACUUCCUGUUUACUCUGCUGGGAGUCUGGUUGGUGGAGAGAGUCGGGCGCAGGAGGCUCACCUUGGGCAGCAUCAUCGGCACAUGUUUGAGUUUGAGUCUGUUGGCCGUUGGUUUUCUGAUUUCGGCCCAACACACUCCUCCCGUCACCUUCCACCCAUUAGACCCAGCCAUGGCCAACUCUACCUGCUCCAAGUACCAGCUGUGUGAGCCGUGCAUGCUGGACCCCGGAUGUGGAUUCUGUUACAGUGAGAACAGCUCGGCGCUACUCACCUCCUCCUGCGUUCCCGUCAAUAAGGCCUCCACCGAGCACGCAGCAUGGGGCAGAUGCUCCAACUCCACCCUGAUGAGAGAUCACACCUACUGGGCCUACAACUACUGCCCCACCUCCUACUCCUGGCUGGUUUUACUGGGUCUGAUGUUCUACCUGGCUGCUUUUGCUCCAGGUAUGGGGCCAAUGCCGUGGACUAUCAACUCUGAGAUCUAUCCUCUGUGGGCCAGGAGCACUGGAAAUGCCUGCGCCGCCGGAGUCAACUGGACCUUCAACAUCCUGGUGUCGCUCACCUUCCUGCACCUGGCUCAGUACUUCACCUACUAUGGAGCCUUCUUCCUCUACUCCAGCCUGGCCUUGCUGGGUUUUGUCUUCAUCUAUGGCUGUCUGCCAGAGACUAAAGCCCGGCGUCUGGAGGAGAUCGAGGCGCUGUUUGAAAAUCAGCUCUGUUCAUGCGGCGCCUCUGAUUCAGACGAAGGACGGCAAGUCGAGUACAUUCGGGUCAAAGGUUCAAACUACCACCUAUCGGACAACGAUGCGUCAGACGUGGACUAGUGGGCAGCGUUGGUAACCCCCCCUCUGGGUGUUUGGUUGCUUUGCUGAAACAUACAGAGUGGUUGGGUUGGUUUGUCAUAGUUUUCUUUUUUUGUGUGAUCUGAGGAGUUUCCCUCAGUGUGCGGUUAAGAAUUACAGCCUAAAAGACCCUUUUGCUUCAGUCAGUUAGUUCACUUUCAAAUCAGUCAGUUCAGGAAAUCAAUGAUGAUGCUUCAGCUAGAGUGUGAAUGUUUUGCUUUUAGCUUAUUCUCUGAAUUGAAGGUGAACUGACACCUGAUCUGGUACAAGACCUGCUUUAGCCAGUUUUCAACCAGUAUCUCAACUACGACAGUCUUUGCCUUGUCCAUUCAUAACAAAACAGACAUGCAUAUAGAGGUUUCAGUGUAUUUUUCACAGAGACACGUUAAUUACACAAACUAUAAGGGACUUUUUCUCUCACAUAAAGUCAGGAAAAUGGCCCUAAUAUUUUGUACAGUUGUUUAAAUAUCAUUAAUAUAUGAUGUUGUGCAUAAAGUAUAAAGUAUCCCAGAGCAUUAUGUCAGAACUCCAUUGAAAAAGGUGCAGUAAAUGUGGUUUUUGGAAACCAGGUUUGUGCGUCCGCGAAACUUUUGUUGGCUCUUGUCGAUCUAUAGUACCAUUAUGCCUUUUCUGUAUGAGACGCAUCUCGGUUAAAUGUCGUUUGGGCUAGUAGAGUAGCACACUAACGCCAGUUCCUCAUGAUGACAGUCUUUAGUUUGUGGUCAGUGUUGGUAUUUUUUAGAAAAGCAAUCACCAGAAAUGCACAGUGUGUUGUUACAUCAGUGGAUGUCUCAAGAAAACCACUGUAGUGGCACUGAAAGGAUGAAUUUAUGUUGCUACGGUUUGUUUAUUUAAGUAUUUAUUUAAAUUUAUUUAGCUUUUUUCAAUCUUUUUUCACACAAAUUGCUUUAUUUUUUUAUUUCAAUCCUAUUGUAUACCUGCUUCUAAAAAAUUGCAGUUUUUAGCAGAAUACUACAGUUUGCCACACUGUACAUGAUCCUAGUAACUUCUGGAUAUACUGUAUAUAGUAUCCAGCGAAGACAACCAGUCGGUUUAGUCUGUAGCGUUAAAGUAAAACUUUAGUACGAUAAAUGAGAUUUUAAAGUAUUUGAUAAUAUUAGUGCCUGUGCAUUGUGAAGGUGCCUAAUGGCCACUGUUUUCCAGUCACAUUCCCCUGUAGCUUUAUUUACUUAUGCAUAUUUGCGUUUCACCUGUGAUGGAAUGUUAUUUAUUUUUUAUCAUCAUUUUAUAUAUUUUUGUCUUCCUCCAUAGCCUUCUGUACAAACAGCAGAGCAUAUCAUUUUUGGGGUUUCUCGUGUCAAAUGUCGAGGAGUAGGCUUUAGCGUAAUUCGCCGAUGUUGUUUUGUAAACCUUGUAAAACUGUGGGAGGUUGCACCUUGUUAGUCAAAUAGGUCUCUGUGUAGCAAAAACUGUUGGAAAGUAGACAACAGAGUAAUUUUGUGUUACAAAAUAAAGCAGGUAAAUAACGAAUUAACAGGCUGCUACUGUGGCAGUCCUAAUCCAUUAUGAUUAGUACAGUUUAAUACCGCUUUUUCAAAAAACAAAUCAAAUAAAGCUUGCCAUUAACGUCUGCAGUGACUCAUUAAAAGUCAGUGGUAUUUACACCAAGUAUUGUUAUAAUUUUGGUAUUUUCCAAGUGUCACAGUGACACACGGGUGACAAUGGAAACCAGUAUAAAUAAAACCAAAUUCCUCUCACUAAUGGCAAGACAAUAGGAAUAUACUGCAUCUUACUGUCCAGAAAAAUAGCUUCAACAGGUCAUAGUCACCCGUUUGUUUACUAAUCAUUCUAUUUUGUAAUUGCUGAUGAUUUUUCAAAGCAUUCCACACAUUUUAAAGAUCAAUUUGACUAAACUUGUUUGAUAGACAUAUCAAACCAUAGUAUGUAACGCAUUACAAUCAACAAAAAAUCUACUUUUCAACAUAUGCUUUGGAAAAUGAUCAGCACUAAUAUAGUAAAGCUCCUGUGAUUUGCUGUUAUGGAGCUAAAACAUGCAGAAUAGCAGUCUUUAAAGCAAGUGGGAUAAAAGAAAGAUGAUAAACUUGGACCAGUUUUUGUACAUUGUGAAUUGCAGUCAAGAAAUACAACAGAAAAUGGGUUGAUAUUCUCCACGAAGGGAGACUGAAAGGUGGAGAAAACUACGACUGACUAUAAUUCAAAAUGCAAAUGUAUUCUUAUAAGUGUUUGUCAAGGAAGAGCUGUCUUAAAACCACACAAACUAGUUUUGUACUGAAAGUAUUAUUGCAGAUACACACACAUACACACACAGAUCAAGCUGUCCGUAACACAGAUUGUGUAAUGAAAACUUGUGUCGACCAAAUAUUUACCGUGAUUGUUUGCGGCUGCGCCUUGUCGAAGAUAAUGUGGUGUCCAGCCCUUAACAUCCAGUUGUGUUACCACUGUCCUCCUCUACCACAGUAGGGGAGAGCAUUCCAUGUGUACUUAUGGUGAAAUGGUUGCAAUUUUUUUCUAUGUGAACCAACUACAUGUUUCUAAAGUUUAUCAGGAACUACAAAAAUACAAAUAAACAAGAGUGCUGUAAAGUAUAUUUGAUUAUUGUUCAAGCUGUAAAUGUUUUGCUAGAGUUUAUAUUAUAUAAAGAUAAAUAUCUUCAUGAAAUCUUCUGUAUAUGGGGAAAGAAAUAAACUUAUGAAUCAGAA